GGUGUUACGGCUCAGGAAUGCAGCUAGUCAACAAUCGCUAGCUUUCGUUUCGCAUCAGCUGGAGCUGUCGGCGGCUGAGAGAAGUGUCUCCGGGCUGUUUGUCACCCCGUCUCCAGCCGCAGAGAGGUGCCAAAAAACACGGCGGAAUGGCCUCAGCGCAGUCAGUGUUGCUGCUAGCAGUGCAUGUUCUGCUGAUCUCAGAGUUCAUCCUGGCCAAGAGAGACUACUACGACAUACUGGGGGUGCCCAGAGAUGCCACCGAGCGCCAGAUCAAGAAGGCCUUCCACAAGCUGGCCCUGAAGUACCACCCUGACCGAAACAAGGGCCCAGACGCCGAGGCCAAGUUCAGAGAAAUAGCAGAGGCAUAUGAGACGUUAUCUGAUGAUAAGAGGAGGCGGGAGUACGACCAGUUUGGCCAUGGCCCAUCACCAGGGGAGGGCCAUACAGGAGGAGGAGGAGGUGGCAACUACAACUUCAACCAGCACUACCAGUCGUUCAACUUCAACUUUGAUGACAUCUUCAAAGACUCUGACCCUUUUGGUCAGCAGCAGCGACACCAACACCACUUUCACUCACAGUCCCAAAAUCAAGCCCAUCAAAAGAGACACUUUGACAGCCACUUCCAGGCCCACCGAGAGGCUAUGAACAGGCAGAGGAGGCAGUUUCAGCACGGGGGCUUCGGUGGAGGACUCUUUGAUGAUGUGUUUGAGGACCUUGAGAAGAUGUUCUCCUUUAACACACACAACACCAGGACUGAGAGCAGAUUCCAGAGCUCGGGGAAGCAGCACUGCAGGACAGUGACCCAGCGCCGGGGGAACAUGGUGACCACCUUCACUGACUGCUCCUGAGACGAGCAGAAAAUGGCGCUCGGCAGAGGGCAGCCACUUGGGACACAGUUAGGCUUUAACUUGUGGUUUUGGAAUUGAUUGCUAAUUUAUCACGUGGUGGAAUACAGAAGGGUUUUGUGUUGGUUUUGUAGUUUUCUGUAAGUAAUUUUCUCUAGGAACAAAUAUCCAAGUUGGCCUGAAACGGCUGCUUCUAAGCAAUAACUCGCUCACAUUACUGCUCAUAGCACAGUAGUAAGUUCAUUCAGAUACCUCCCCAUUAUUUAGCUUUCCAGGUUCACUGUGUUUACUCGUGUUCAUUCUCAUGAUGGUACAAUCAACAGACUCAGGUAUGGCCUAAGGUUAAAAGAUUAUUGAAAUGAAAAAGAUGAUUUUUUCUUUUGUGAGCAGUGACGCAGUAAGAUUUGUCAAACAUUCAUUCUGCUGGUAAUCAGGCCAUACUAUUGUUGCUCCUUCCACAGCAUGAACAUUUUGCUACUAGAAAACCAGACUGUGCUGAACUUAGCACUGCAUACUGCUAGAUUUUGGGUUUUAUUCAUUAGCUUAAAUUUAGCUAAAGUAAUACAAAUUUGGAUUUAUAGCACUUGCAUUAAAUUUUUGCUGUGAAAAUGAAGCUUCACAUCCCAAGAUGUGUGCAAGUUGGCCAUUAUCAACUGUUACCUCGUUUUAGUUUCUCUCUACCUUCACUCAGUCAGGGUUGGAAAAUAACAUCAGUCCCAUGACAAAUACUGGUAGAACGUUGCCACGAGCAAUGUUUUGUGUGCUCUCUCAGCUGUUUUGUAACCUGGGGUCAUCUGCCAGUGAAGCUGAAUGGUCUGAAAAGUUAACUUUCCUGAACUGAUCAUAAUGUGCAAUAAUUAGGACCUUUGCUCUUCAUGUUGCCUAUCUUUCAUAGACAAUGCUAUGUUAAUGUCAUUGUCUGAUGUCCGCACUUUGUAUGCAUGUGUGCGUGUGCCUGUGUGUGUGUGUGUGUGUGUGUGUCUGCGCAUUAAGACUGCCCUUAAUGUUGAUUGUUUGCAUAAUGUUUGAAGAAUGAAUAAAAAGUUACAAGAGCAAA
This is a messenger RNA of Lates calcarifer (barramundi perch), 1902 nucleotides long. RefSeq names its product dnaJ homolog subfamily B member 9. Gene Ontology annotation, cellular component: endoplasmic reticulum. Gene Ontology annotation, molecular function: protein-folding chaperone binding; misfolded protein binding. The record is from RefSeq and is a predicted model, not a curated record. Lineage: Eukaryota; Metazoa; Chordata; Actinopteri; Centropomidae. The coding region runs from base 147 to 848 and encodes 233 amino acids. The transcript is spliced from 3 exons.